AUGGUGAAAUCUGAACUCGACACACGCGGCGAGCAAGUCGACAGCGAUGACGAUAAUAAUGGAGUUGAUGGCACAGAAUCAAUCAGAACGUCCACACCAUCAGACUCAACUCUCCAACCUAUCUACGAAAACGGACGCAGAUACUGCAACGAAAUAUACUUCAUGCCAAAUGACGAGCCCGAGCAAACCCGACUCAGUAUCGUCCAUCAAGCAUUUCUGAUCUUGCUAGAUGGCGAAUUGACGAAAGCACCCCUGCCACCAGAAGGACCUGGUCGUGUGUUGGACGUAGGUACUGGACCAGGGGAUUGGGCCGUCGAAAUGGGACAGCGAUAUCCAAACACAGAGAUUAUCGCCACGGACAUUAGCGUCUUUGAUGGAGGUCCUGCGAUCAUUAGUCUUCCCAACGUUCACUUCCAACUCGAUGAUGCCGAGGAUGAAUGGACAUAUCACAAGCCAUUCAACUAUAUCCAUUUCCGCGGCAUGUCAGGCGCAUUCAGAGAUUGGCGGGGAGUGUACGAGCAGGCAUUCAAGCACCUCCAACCAGGAGGAUACAUCGAAAUAGUGGAAAGUGAUCCAGCGGCCGAUAAUUUGAGGUUCGCAGUUCCAAACCCAGAUUCUUACUAUAAUAUCUUCGUCUCUGCUAUGCGGAAUGCUGCCGAUUCCUUGGGGUAUCCGCGUGGUAGGGAGCAUUUGGAGCGCUCGUUAUUAACGUCCAUUGGGUUCGUGGAUGUCAAUGUUCAGGAUGUAAUUGUUCCGGUGGGAGUAUGGCCGCGAGAUUUUCGGCAAAGUACGUUGGGCAAGAUGGUUCUUAUUGCAUGUCUGGAGGGACUUGAGGCGAGGAGUCUGCGGUCACUGACCGCCACUGGAAAAUGGAAAGUGGAUGAAGUACGGGAUCUAUGCGAGAAGGUGAAGCAGGAGUUAAUGACAUCUGAGGGCUUGACUAUCUCUGUGCGAUUUGUGACGGCGCGGAAACCGGAGAAUUCAUGA
Talaromyces stipitatus ATCC 10500 is the source of this 987-nucleotide messenger RNA. RefSeq lists its product as uncharacterized. The record is from RefSeq and is a predicted model, not a curated record. Lineage: Eukaryota; Fungi; Ascomycota; Eurotiomycetes; Eurotiales; Trichocomaceae. The transcript is spliced from 2 exons. The coding region runs from base 1 to 987 and encodes 328 amino acids. Gene Ontology annotation, molecular function: methyltransferase activity.